Sphaeramia orbicularis (orbiculate cardinalfish) is the source of this 2373-nucleotide messenger RNA. Its product is annotated as GTPase IMAP family member 8-like. Gene Ontology annotation, molecular function: GTP binding. The record is from RefSeq and is a predicted model, not a curated record. Bases 1 to 2373 code for a protein of 790 amino acids. The transcript is spliced from 2 exons. NCBI's taxonomy places the organism in Eukaryota, Metazoa, Chordata, Actinopteri, Kurtiformes, Apogonidae.
AUGUCGGUGUCAGAGGAGGAAGAGUUCAGCAGUUUACAGUCGCUGCCGCCUCUGAUGUCUGGAUUCCAGAUCGUCCUCAUUGGACAGAACGAGGACCUUAAAAGACAACUCGGUAACUCCAUCUUGCAGAGGGAAGCGUUUGUCAGACUUCAUGACAAUAAGACGUGUGACUCCGUCCACGGCGAGUGGAAGGGAAGAUCCAUGACGGUGGUGAAGACCCCGGACCUGUUCGGUCUACCGGUGGAGGUCGUACGAGACCAGAUGAAGACCUGCACGGACCUCCAGAGCCCAGCUGUCCUGCUGCUGUUGGUCAAACAUUCAGAAUUCACCGGGAAAGUCAAACUGAGACUGAGGUUCAUCCUGAGUCUGUUCGGUCCGGACGCCAUUAAACGCUCCGUCGUCGUCCUCACAGACAAGGAGAAGCAAAGAAGCGUCGCCGUCAUCGGACUGACGACAGACUGUGAAGGACGACAGUACAACAUGUUUGAGGAGGACACAGGACAGUUAAUGUGCAUGAUCGAGGACAUUUUGUAUGAAGGCAAACCGUCGGUCACAGCCGUCAGUGAAAAGACGACCAGGCUGAAGUCCAAGCAGACAGAACCAACUUUAAACCUGGUUCUGUGUGGGAGGACAGGAGUCCGGAAGACGUCGGUCGCUGAGGCCAUUCUAGGUCGGACUGUGUGUCCUUCAGAGUUGGUCAAACACCAGGUGGAGGUCUGUGGACGUCGGGUGUCCCUGGUGGAGCUGCCCGCCCUGAACGGAAAACCUCAAGAAGAAGCAAAUGAGGAUUUGCUUCGGUCCAUCUCACUCUGUGACCCUGACGGCGUCCACGCCUUCAUCCUGGUCCUACCUCUAGGUCCACUCACCACCAAAGACCAGGCAGAGUUAGAGGCUAUCCGGAACACGAUCGGUUCUCGAAUCAACGACUUCACCAUGAUUCUGUUCGCGUUGCAGUCAGAUCCAGGAGCUCCGGCUGUUCAAAGAUCUCUGAAUGAGAACAGAGACGUCCAGCAGCUGUGUCAGAGCGUCAGAGGAAGAUCUGUGGUUCUGAACACCAAAGACCGACAGCAGGUCUCUGAGGUGUUGGAUCUGGUGGAGACGAUGAGAGACCAAGGUUCCAGAGGUUUCACCAAGGACAUGUUCACCAAAGCUCAGACCCAUCUGAUGAAGAUGAGCGAGAUCCUCAUGGGUGGUGAAGUUCAGAGUCCAGACAGCAUCAGGAUGGUCCUGAUCGGAAAGACCGGCUGUGGCAAAAGUGCGACUGCAAACACCAUUUUAGGGAAUGAUUAUUUUAACUCUAGAGCUAGCAUGAGGUCGGUCACUAAAGUUUGCCAGAAAACAUCAGGGGAAGUUGAUGGUCAGCCCGUGGUCGUGGUCGACACCCCUGGUUUGUUCGACACAAACGUUCCCAACGAUGAAAUCCAACGAGAGCUGGUCAAAUGUGUUAGCAUGUUAGCUCCUGGACCUCAUGUCUUUUUAGUUGUGAUGCAGUUCAGCCGCUCCACAAAAGAGGAAAUAGAAACCGUGGAACUGAUCAAGAAAUACUUCGGCAAGAAGUCCGAAAACUUCAUCAUCGUGGUGUUUACCAGAGGAGACGAAAUGGAAGGAGAGUCGCUGGAAAGUUACAUGAGUUCGGGAGACUUGGAGGAUUAUAUCGCAAAACUAAUCAGCGACUGUGGAGGAAGAUACCACGUCUUCAAUAACAAAACUCAAACUGAUCGAACACAAGUCACGGAGCUGAUGACGAAGAUUAAGACGAUGCUGAAGAGGAACGGCAGCAGCUACUACACCAACGACAUGUUCCAAGAGGCCGAGGCGGCCAUAAAAACAGAAAUGGACCGAAUUUUGAAGGAAAAGGACGCGCAGAUGAAGAAAGAACUGGACGAAGUGGACAGGAAGUAUCGGAAAGAACUUUCAUCUAAGGUUGUGAGGAGCAGAGAGCUUCAGGAGAAGGUGUCGUGUAUAUCCAAAGAACGUCAGCAGAUCCAAAAAGACAAGGAGCGUAAAGAAGAGCUGCUCAGACAGAUGAAGCAGGAGGACGGUCAACGAAGGGAGGAACGAGGAUCUGAAACCAGGAGACGACGGCAGGAACUGGAAGAACAACUGAAGAGGAGAGACAAAAACCUGAGAAGGCUGCAGGAGGAGUACGAGCAGGAGGAGGAGAAGAGGAGGCUGCACGACCAGGAGAGGAGGCGAAAAGAAGAAGAGUACAGGCGGGUGUACGAGGAGGUGAAGAGGACAUACCAGGAGGAGGCCAGGAGGAGGGCGGAGGAGUCCAACCCCUUCAGCAGCAGGUACAGGAACCACUGCGCCGCCAUGAUGAGUGGGAUCGGCGACUGGAUCCAGCAUCAGAACAACUGCAGCGUCCUGUAG